Exaiptasia diaphana is the source of this 2362-nucleotide messenger RNA. Its product is annotated as F-box only protein 30. The record is from RefSeq and is a predicted model, not a curated record. Gene Ontology annotation, molecular function: protein binding; ubiquitin protein ligase activity; zinc ion binding. NCBI's taxonomy places the organism in Eukaryota, Metazoa, Cnidaria, Anthozoa, Actiniaria, Aiptasiidae. The coding region runs from base 78 to 1961 and encodes 627 amino acids. The transcript is spliced from 2 exons.
GGCAACAGAUUGGCUAACUGAUUGGAACACUUGAUCAAGCGAUUUAAGACUUUCAGGACUUUGAUAUAACUGUGAAAAUGGAUAAAGAUUCUCAUGAACACUGUGAAAAUUGUUUCAAAUAUAGCUGCAGUACUACCAAGUCGUGCAAGAUGAUGUUUUGUAAGUKUAACUGCGGUGCGCGGUUUCACGAAUGCAAGUCUCAUGAACAUUCACUGCUUUGCGUGAAAGAGACGGUCCCGUGUCCUAGUGCUGUCUAUGGCUGCCCAGUUAAAGUGAAAAGAGCAAAACUAAGUCAACAUCUUGUUGUGUGUCCAGCAAGUAUUGUAUWUUGUACAAUGCAAUGGAAUCGAUACCCUCUCUACUCCAAAUCACGCCUUAGYUGGGUCCCCUUCUUUCAGCCGAAUCCUGUUCUUGUGAAAGGACAUUUAGACGUAGAACUAGCCCUCAGGGAUCAGAGAGUAUUACAGGAAAUGUUUAAGAAGCGGCUUCGGAAAGGAAAAGCAAAAGUUGAUAUUCUAAGAACAAAUUCCACAAGCUGUGAUGUUCAAGAUGGCGRGGAUAUGGACAAGAAUGCAAGACAUGUUGACACGCGUCAAAUCGACAUGGCCGUGGCAUUGUCAGCCUUGGAACACAAGUUGAAGCCCUUAAAAUUCAUCACUGAGGCGCCGGAAGGGAAUUUCAACGCAUUGGCUCAGGCUAUCGGCAUGAAAAUGAAACAAGAAGACAUCAACUUAAAAGAUUUUGAAAGUGAAUCGGAAAUGUUGCGGCCCGAUAGUCCACGUGCUGCGAUCUUGUGUGAAAACAUCAAUUCGACCGCAUCUUGUAUUAAGACCAACACAGACGGAGACCAGCUGCGCGAGCAAAAUUCUAAAUCAGACACUCCUAAUUUAACUGAAGUAGGGGAUAUAUUGCGACAAUGCCUAGAGACCAACAAAGAAGAAAUUAAAGAUAAUACCACAGAUAAUCAUUUGAUUGACAGCACUAAGAAGAUCACAGUGGGUAACAAUAGAGGGUGUUAUUGUAACCAUUCACUAAUCAAUGAAAUGCAAUCAAUCAGCACUCAAGACCAACCAAUAACUACAGACAGCAAAGAAACAUCAGAUUUAGAUCUUGAACUUCCAGAACCUCCAAAGUUCAAAGACAUCUAUUUAAAAGAACCCCUUGGCCUCAACGUGAUGCUAGAAACACUACCAAAGUUUCAAAAACAAGCCCCUUUAUACUCAAUUCCAUGCAAUCAGGUGUUCCGUCGUAAUGAAUAUGGCGAUCACUUUAAGAAUGUUCAUAGUGAAAUUCAUGGUGGGUUAAAUGGUUGGGUUGAGCAUCGUUGCCCUCUUGCUCAGUACGGCUGUACUUACGUWCACCACAGGCUYUUGCCUAACAAUCAGUGUGGGAGAGUGACCUUCAAUAAGGAGCUUGGCAGCUUUGGAGUAAAAUAUUGUGUUCUAAACACAGAYGAUGARCCAGUUAGUAAGGAAUGCAUGCAUCAUAUCACCAUGGAUACAGACCAGGAUUUUUUUAGUAACUUGCCACUUGAAAUCUUGGAAACUAUUGCUGGUAUGCUAGAUGGAUUUAGCUUAUGUCAACUUUCUUGUACCAGUAAGCUAUUGAGGCAAGUGUGUCAGAGAGUUUUGGAGAGAAAUGGGCUUGUAUCUCUUGAAUGGGAAAAAAGAAUUUAUGACAAUGGGACUUGGUCAUGGAAAGUUAGACAAAAGAAAUGGUUUUUCUCAGCUGCUUUUUCUCCCAUUAAAACUUGGGUGCACUCAUCUAGUCCAGGCAUGGCGUCCCACUUGGAAAAAUGUCCCUUCUUUGAGCGUUAUGUACCUACAGACAAGUUCUGUUAUCAAGARGUGGAUAAUGAURUKGAUGGUUGUAAUGACRUGGAUUAUUACGAGCCAAGUGACAAAGAACUGGACAUYGAAAGACAYUGGCAYGAAUUGAGAGAAAUUGCAGGGAUGUAUUGAAUAAAAUGAAACACAUAUUAGAAUGAAUAGAAAAUAGAAAAGAGGAUAAAAGAAUUGUAAAAGAUGAGAAAUGAAACAAGAAAGAAAAGUAACAGGAAUGAGAAAAGAAUGGAAAAUGGGAAAAAGUAAAUGAAAAUGAACAAAUUACUGGAAUAUUAUGAACACAAAUGGAAAAAGAGAUAGAUGAAUGGGAAAAGGGAGAAGUUUUUUUUAGAAGUCAGUUUCCCUUUCACUUGUUCACUAAAUAAAAAUUAUCUUGUAAAAAAGAAAUAUCUUGCUUUAAUUAGGAGUACUGUUUUAUAUAUUAUUAGUUUAUUUAUCUUAUUUAUUACAGCACAGUGAUAUUAUAUUUUGUACAGAUUUACAUGUAGGUCUGUGAUGUUUAAAAAUGUACAAAAAUG